AAAUUGUAGGCUUAUAUAAUGCGGGGUCACGUUGAACUGCCCCCGCCAAACUGUUAUUAUUCUCCCCGAUCUUUCCGAAUACUCCGAGCUCUCUGGAAAGUCAAGACCGUUUGACGUAUCCCAAUUGUUUUGCGCAACCAGCUGUCUCCAACAUGGCACGGACAAUGAGGGCAAUUAGCAUAAAGGGUGGAAAGGGACCGGCAGAUGCACUAUUCGUCGACACCAUCCCCGUUCCUGUACCUGGUAGCAACCAGGCGCUCGUUAAAGUGAAGGCGUUCGGUUUGAAUCGCAUGGAUUUGCUACAGCGUGAAGGCCAGUAUCCAGUACCGCCGCAGGCGCCCAGUACAUUAGGUGUCGAGUUUUCGGGAACCAUUGAAAGCUUUGGUGACUAUGAUGGAAAAGAUUUCGCAAUCGGCGAUAAUGUCUUUGGUUUGGCUUAUGGUGGUGCCUAUGCGGAGUACAUUGCAGUAUCCGUCGCCAUGCUCAUUCAUAAACCCGCGGAAUUGUCCUGGGAAGAGACUGCAGGAAUACCAGAGACGUGGAUAACAGCCACGCAAGCGAUGUAUUUGGUUGGCGGGUUUGAGCCAGGCCGGUCGAUACUCUGGCACGCCGGUGCCUCUUCAGUCUCAAUAGCUGGUAUCCAGCUAUCGAAGGCUGAUAAUGCAAGCGCUAUCUAUGUGACCGCCGGAUCGCAAGAGAAGAUUGACUUUUGCGUGGAUAAACUUGGAGCGACCGCCGGUUAUAACUAUCGAACACAGGAUUGGGCAUCGGAAAUACAAAAAGCGACCAAUGGUCGGGGCGUUGAUCUGGUUAUUGAUUUUGUUGGAGCCGCUCAUUUCCAAGGAAACCUCGACGUAACCGCCCGGGAUGGACGCAUUGUGGAGCUUGGACAGAUGAGUGGUUCGACACUGCCGGCCGGUGUUGACAUUAGCGGCUUCAUCAGAAAGAGGUUGAGAUUCGAAGGCAGCACGUUGAGGAGCCGAGAUGAGCAGUACCAGAAGAAACUGCGCGAUUUACUGGUGGAACAUGCGCUGCCGAAAUUCAGGGAUGGCACUUUCAAGAUCUUCGUCGAGAAAACCUUUCCCUUCGAGCAAGUCGUGGAGGCGCAUAAGUUGCUCGAGAGUAACCGUACAAAGGGGAAGAUCAUCUGUACUAUAGAUUAGCCCUCUGAUAUUACAUACCUGGCUGGCUAAGUUAAACUGACCCAGGGUCAUUGAGUAGUAUUAUGCAAAAUGGCAAAUUCCCUUGUGACCUAGUAAUAUUACUAUCUACGGA
This is a messenger RNA of Paecilomyces variotii, 1275 nucleotides long. Its product is annotated as quinone oxidoreductase. NCBI's taxonomy places the organism in Eukaryota, Fungi, Ascomycota, Eurotiomycetes, Eurotiales, Thermoascaceae. Gene Ontology annotation, molecular function: oxidoreductase activity. The record is from RefSeq and is a predicted model, not a curated record. The coding region runs from base 153 to 1163 and encodes 336 amino acids. The transcript has 4 exons.